This is a messenger RNA of Ixodes scapularis (black-legged tick), 1452 nucleotides long. RefSeq lists its product as uncharacterized. Lineage: Eukaryota; Metazoa; Arthropoda; Arachnida; Ixodida; Ixodidae. The record is from RefSeq and is a predicted model, not a curated record. The transcript has 12 exons. The coding region runs from base 1 to 1440 and encodes 479 amino acids.
AUGCAAGUGCUGAAGAAGCAGCUCCGGAAGCAUGGGAAGCCCUUAGAGCAGUUGUGCAAUCGGAUGGUAGAGGCACAGUCAAAGGAGCACAGACAGCCUUCUGAUGGCGGCAAACCUUUCAAGCUCAGUCGCCAACACUGUGGAGGGCUCUUGUUGCCUGAAUGUUGUCCGCCAGAGUACCAGAUGCUGAAGUGUCGGAACUUCACCAUUGCUCUAAAGGAACGGGACAACUGCUUCAUGCAAGAUGGCCACAUUGUUAUUGCGAGAAACAUAGCCCACAUGGGGGGCUCAAAUGAGCCUUGCAUUAUUGGCCAAGAGUUUCUUGUGAAGGAAGACCUGUACCCUGCACCCUUCGAGUCUUCCAGACUUGGCAUCUUCAUUGUUGCACGCCUCUCAACGCCAAAGCCAUGGCCUUUACGUAAUGUGCGGAAAAUGGUGAAGCUGCCCUGGGACAGCAAAUUUGUGGCUUUGCCAGAACUGCACACAAUGGCCUAUGCCAUUGUGGAGUUCCUUCGUCUAAAGCAGGUUGAAGUUGUGCCUGCGCAUUGUGCAUGGCCUGACCAGGCCAAAGGGGACAAGAUAAUUGUGAUGGUGAAAAAAGCAGUGCCACCAGAUGCGUCGUGGAGACGAUUUGCUGUGGUGCCAACAAAGGCAGCCCCCCGAAAAGUGCCCGCAGUACCGGCAGAUUUUCCUCAAGGCCUGUUCACUGCUGCAUCAAAGGAGGGAAGCAGUUCUGCAGGAAGACAAAGCUCCAGUGUGCCGGAUGACCUGGGAAAUUUUGCUCCUGAGAUUUGUGUGCAAGGUAGCAGCCACUCGCAAGCGCCCUCGGAUUCCUCCGAGAACGGCAGCAUUUUAGACACAGACAUAAGGAGCUUGGAGGAAUCCAGGUCACCUGUUGAAGGGCUUCAAGCAAGCGAGCUACAGGAUCCACAAGAUCAGGCAUUCAAGCAGCACGUCCUGCGGCUGUUAAACAUCAUGCGCUUCACGCUGCAGCAGCAUGGCGAGAUGCUCAACAAGCUCUGCGCAAUCCUUCCAGUCCACGCAGUUAUUGCACACCCAUCCCUCGUUGAACAAGCGUUCAACACACUACCUGACCUCCUGGCCUUUGAGAAAGAGUUGGAUGAAGAGAAGGCUCUACGUCUCGUUCAUGAGCUUAAGCAACUCGGGGGCAAGACUGCAAGCAAGGCCACGAAGCGGAUGCUGACGUAUCUGCUAACUGAUGAGCUAGCUGCACAGUUCUCGUGGAUCGGAAGAAAGGGGAAACUCAACUUUUCAGUUUUAAAGACUGCCACUGCAAUUACUGAUGCUGCAAAGAAGUUGCCAGGAGGUAAAGAUGCCAUUGAGGACGCGAUCAAGUCUUGGCUUCGGCACGCCCCUGAAAGGGCCAAGGGCCAAAGGUGCAAAGCACCUGAAGCGCACCAAAAUGAAGAGUCGGAUUGAGAGGCCUUGCAG